AUGGACGAAGCGUCAAUGUGUGAAAGACGGGCGCUUGCGGCACUGGACCAUGCAUUGAAAGACUUAACUGGCGUCCAUCAUCGACCGUUCGGUGGAAAAACGAUGUUACUUGGCGGGGACUUCAGGCAAUACGCACCAGUCAUUCCGCAUUCUCAUGCAGGCUCAAAUAUUGCAGAGUCCAUUAAAAGUAGUAAUCUUUGGCCGGAAUUUCAUCUUCUUCGUCUCACGCAGAACCUACGAGUGGAACCAGGAGAAUCAGAUUUUGCCAACUACCUUCUCCGUAUAGGAGAUGGAUCCGCCAACGUUGCCGACACUGACAUAACCAGCAUUCCUGACAAUAUACUAUUUCAUGGUUCAAUUCAAGAUCUUAUCAACUGGGUAUAUGAAAGCAACCUUGCCGAACCGAACCCUGACAACGCAUUACUGUGCCCCCGCAACGACCACUGUGAUUAUAUAAACAAUCUAAUCCUCGACAGACUUGAAGGUCAGCAACGCAUUUACUUCUCCGAAGAUCAGCUUAUAGAUCCAUCCGCCGCAUCAAUUGCUGACUACCCACAUGAACUCCUCAACCACGUCGAAGUUGCUGGCUUGCCUCCGCAUGAGAUUCGCCUCCGUGUGGGCGCCAUCGUGAUGCUCAUACGAAAUAUGUCUCUUAUAGAUGGAUUGGUAAACGGGACAAGACCACGUAUCACGUCUCUCGGAAACCAGAUUUUCAGAGCAACGAUAAUUAUUGGCACCAAUAUUGGACAAGACGUUAUAAUACCACGAAUAAAAUUAAUACCCAGCAACAGUACCUUGGGGGUGGAUUUUAGCCGAAAGCAAUUUCCGGUAAAGCUCGCAUUUGCCAUGACCAUUAAUAAAUCACAAGGACAGACACUUAAACGUGUGGGCAUAUACCUUAGAGAUCCAGACCACGGACAAUUGUAG
Megachile rotundata (alfalfa leafcutting bee) is the source of this 927-nucleotide messenger RNA. RefSeq lists its product as uncharacterized. Gene Ontology annotation, molecular function: DNA helicase activity. The record is from RefSeq and is a predicted model, not a curated record. Lineage: Eukaryota; Metazoa; Arthropoda; Insecta; Hymenoptera; Megachilidae. Gene Ontology annotation, biological process: telomere maintenance; DNA repair.